Molecule: messenger RNA, 8404 nt
Organism: Xiphias gladius (swordfish)
Lineage: Eukaryota; Metazoa; Chordata; Actinopteri; Istiophoriformes; Xiphiidae
Gene: st3gal2
Product: ST3 beta-galactoside alpha-2,3-sialyltransferase 2
Exons: 7
Coding region: 1-1104 (367 amino acids)
Molecular function (GO): beta-galactoside (CMP) alpha-2,3-sialyltransferase activity
Source: RefSeq, a predicted model, not a curated record
AUGGCCAUGGGGGGGCCGCGCUGGGGCUGGGGGUCCUGGGGCGGGGGUACAUCCAGGGGAGCUCCCAGACUCUCUGAGCUCAGGCCCUGGCUGAGUGGAGGGGUUGCUGGGACAAUAGCAGGUGGAGGUAGUACCGUUGGAGGAGGCGGAGCGGAGAAAGGAAGCAGGGUGAGAUGUUCCCGCAGAAUCUGGGUUCUCCUUGGGUCGCUGGUUCUCGUCUUUCUCACUUCACUCUUCUUCUCCGUCUCACUCCGCGGGGGCGUCACCUUCAACUAUCUGGAGCCACCUGGAUGGGAAGAGUCGAGGCGAGUGAAGCUAGUGCCCAGCUACGUGGGCGCACACCGCCUGUCAUCCUCUGACACCUCGCAGCAGAAGACAUGUGCCUGCCCGCGCUGUGUUGGAGACCCUGGCGUUUCUGAUUGGUUCGAUGAGAACUACGACCCAGAUAUCUCACCUGUGUGGACCAGAGACAACAUCCAGCUGCCCUCUGAUGUCUACUACUGGUGGGUGCACAGGCAUGUGGAGGUAAACCUGCAAGGAAAGAAGGCUGCUGGUGUUAGCACCGCCAACGUUAGCCAUAUUCGGAUAAAUCUGGCCCCCACAGUGGGCUUUGAGGAAGACGCAGGCAGCCAUACCACUCACCACUUCAUGUACCCGGAGAGUGCCAAAAACCUGGCUGCCAACGUCAGCUUCGUCCUGGUUCCUUUCAAAACACUGGAUCUUGUUUGGAUCACAAGUGCUCUGUCCACCGGCCAGAUUCGAUUUACCUAUGCACCAGUGAAGCAGUUCCUCCGUGUAGAUAAAGACAAGGUCCAGAUCUUUAACCCAGCAUUCUUUAAAUACAUCCACGACCGCUGGACCCGACAUCAUGGGCGCUACCCCUCCACUGGCAUGCUAGUGCUUUUCUUUGCCCUUCAUGUCUGUGAUGAGGUGAAUGUGUUUGGUUUCGGGGCAGACAGCCGGGGAAACUGGCACCACUACUGGGAACAGAACCGCUACUCCGGAGAGUUCAGGAAGACUGGCGUCCAUGAUGCUGACUAUGAAGCCCAGAUCAUUCAGCGGCUGGCCAAGGCCGGCAAAAUCACUGUAUUCCCUGGGAAAUAACCAGCAAAUCAUCCUAUGUAUAUCUAAGGUUACAUGUUAGAAAACUGGUUUGGCAACAGACAAUGUAGAGGCUGUGUAGAAUGUGUUAGAUAUUCUCGCUUUCACUUAUCUGCGAUAGUUUGGGUUCCCAGUUUGAGUAAACCAAAUUCUUACUGAAGGCAAGACGAAAUAGUCACAAAUGUGAUUAUUCACAUGAAGUGAACUGCUACCAGAAAGUAUUAAUCCUUUGGUAAAUAGCCCACCAGUCUUGGCUCUGAUUGGAGAACAUAGCGUAGACUCUUAGGAACCAGGAACAGGGAACAUGUAGAUCCAUAUGUAGUUCUGCUCACUUAGGACUGACCGAAAAGUGGGAUUUGAGCCUUAAAUUAGACUGUGAAGUAACUGGCUCAAGAUUUCACCUCUAAUGGCCAGCAUUAGGAGUGAAAGACAAGCUCACUGAACUUUCCCAGUGCAGUUUCAACACAAAUACCGACUUUGACUGUGUACAGCACUGACACAGCCGAAAGGGAAAGAUCUCACAAAUAAAAUAUCGCACUUUUGGACUCAAUCCAGUGGAAAUGUUCACCUUGGAUGAGUAUUUAAUCCUCAUUUAUUGACAAAAAUACCAGUAUGCUACAUCAUGAAAAUACCACAGAAACAGCACCAUUAGCAUCUAGGUGGCUAUUGUUCUAAAGCCAUGUGGUGUUUGACAGCAAACUUAUCGUUCAUCUUCACCUUUUAAGCUGUGGAUGGUGGCAAACACCAGGAACUGCAGGCCUUUAGACAAGAUUAAGGCUACGGACACAAACUGUGGCGCUAUCAAAAGUCAUUGUACUGUCAAACAUUUUGAGGGCACCAGGACUACUUCUGCAGCUCGAACAGAACCCUGGACAAGUUUUCUUUUGCCCUCACUUGAGGAAGAAUUGUUGUCCUCACCUCAUAUACAAGGUAAAACUUCUCUUGUGACUUUACACUGUCAUAUCUCCACUUUAUGCAAUUUCUGCCUCAGAAGACAGUGUUACAAGGACUUUUUCUGACAGUGAUGGGCUGUAAACAGUUGUGUAUAAGAUGAUAGAUGAUUGCCAUGGGUUUGUAGCAUAUGACUAUCCACUAAACCCCCAGGUCCUUACCAGGCUUAGCAAGGUUUCAGCACCUUACAGAAGAUCCACGGAAACACAAUCAAGACUUUUGUAUUUCGGCUCUCCUGACUCACAAAGAACACUGCAGCAGUAGUAUGAGCUUCAGCUUCUGUAGCCUGAUUUUAAAUGCCACAGCAACCACUGGACCAGCUACAGUCUUUAUUCACAUCCAGACACAGAGUGAAAUGUUCUGGGAGAGUUUUGGUUGGACUGCGUGAGAUUCUAAUGAGGCCAAAAGUCCAUCUCCUGGAAUUUCAUGUUUGGAUGGAGGCACGCUGGUUUCUGGACCAGAGUUUAAUCCCUGUGGUCCAUCAGGGUCUAAUUUGGUAGAGGACGACUGGAGACAGAGAGCUGAGGCAUAAAGAACCAGUCUGACAUAGCCAGCAUGAGAAACGGAUAAUUUGCUCCAGUGUUUUAUAGGAUGAAAAUAAAAAGUUGGUUCAGUGUUGUUUAUCUGCAUCAACUUCACACUUCUACACAAACUGUACUGGGUUCACCACUUUGGUUUUGAAAGGACUGACACAAAAAACCCUGCUUCUUUUCCCUUUUGCCAAUCUAACACUCCAACCUGACUCCUGGAUCCCAGUGACCUUAGGGACUGUCUGGAGCAUUUUGCCCGAUAUUAAGGCCAAUAUGAUGGGGUGAAAGAUAACUCGGGAUCUAGGAACUUCUUAACUUGUCAGCAGCUCAGCUUCAUUAACCACUAGCCCUGGUCGCUGCUCAGCCAAUUAAAAACUUCAGCUAUGUCUGGAGGGGGUAUUGCCACCAGACGCCUUAGACUUCACCUCUGUACAGGAUAAACUGCACUUCCUGUUCUGAUUUUCAUGAUGAUGGCAUAUCCUCCUGCAGACUGCAGAUUUCAUUUGUUAGUUUUGUCCUGUUUAGUGUUGAGUUUACACGCUUGAUUAAUACUGUUGGAUCAGAUUAUAUUUUCUUUUCCAUCCAGGUGGCACACUAAUGGUUUCUGUCAUCAUUUGGCAUCAUCAAGUAAUUCCCAUUUAUACAUUUAUAGCCUCCAUAGUUAGUUAUGUACAUCUUUAACAAGGAGACAUAAAUAAAUACUAGUCAAUGAAGUGCUGCUAGACGGUAUGAAAAAAACAAUCCAAUGGAAAAAUUAGACUGUUCCACAGAGAGGCAGGAAGAUAAAAAUAUUUAGUUUUAGCUGAGGCUGUAAAUCAGUCUAACGAUGGAUUGACGGAGAUGUGUUUAUCAAGAAACAGCUACUGGCUGCUAAGGAAAAGUAUUCAGGAUUCCUAUAUUCCUGUAGGUCCUAUGUAGGUCUGGAAAAGAAGUUAAUGUCUUUCAAAGUGCAAUGAGUAAUCAGUUUACUGCCCCUUUACAAUAAAAACUCUGAGAAUUUUGGCUUUUAAAACUUACUUUAUGUAUUUCAGUUACAGGCUACUUAAAGUAAUAGUAGUCAAGACACAAGUCAUAGUUUACUUAUGCCCCUGAAAACUUGGAUUCAAAAAAAAUAUUUAUGACUAAGUAACAUUAAAAGUUAAAGGUGCUCUGUGGAGUUUUUGAUGACUAGUAAGGCUACGGAGGAAUCUUUUUUACUUGCGGGUCCUCAUUGUGUACAAGCAUAAACAAAACGGGAGGAAGUGCUUUCAUACUUUCCCACUUAUCUAUAGGUGUCAGCAAUGUGCCGACAAAGGCAGGGACAAAGAACACUGCUUGCAUGUAAACAUGGAUGUAAACAUGCAGGAUAUAAAUGUCAUAAAAACAUAGCUUUGCAAAUGUUUUAUGAGGAAGGAUAUACUCGUUUUGUUAGACCUAAAGGACACACACUCCACAGGGCACCUUUAAGUUUGGAAAAAAACAUCUUUAAAAACUCAGCUAAUCUGUUUCACCAGGACUGUGUGGAUGUGGUUUUAUCAGAUUUGAUUGACAGUGGCCUGGUUACACAGAAAAAACAUUCCACUGACUUACCAGAUUUUGAUUCAAAUAUAGCAUUAUUAUUUAUAUAUUUAUUUUAUAUUUAUUUAUAUUUCCAUACACUUUAGUGCAUGGAAAUAUGUGACAUCACAAUUUUCCAGCUGAGCCCUGCCCACUUCUAACAAAUGUGAAGAACAAAGAUUAAAAAAAAAAACAUCAAAACAAAAUAAAUACACAAAUCUCUCAACUGGGAUACUCCAAGCUUUUGAAAACUGUCUCACAUUAAAAAGCAGUUUCAGAAAACAUUUUAGGGCCUUUAAGGCUGCUUUAAAAACUAUAUGAAAAUCAUACCAGUUACAGCUAAGAUUUACCAGAACUUCACCAAUAUUUUUUAUUCUCAGAAGGAGUCAGUGUAUUGCUCUAGUGACUCAUAGUGUGUAAUACAGUGAGUGAAAAAAAAACUGCCACCUCCAAAAUGGUCAGGAUGAUAGGUAGAUUUGUAUAGAAGCUGUGUAGGAACUGAGAGUGCCAACCACUGCAGCAGAUGGUAAUUCUUGUCAAAGGACACCUGUGUAUGCGUGAAAACAGAGGACAUAGUUGAGUCUGACAUUAAAAGUUGAGCGAUAUAACCACAUGACAUCGUGAAGCUAGUUCUUGUUAAGUGUUCUGAGUUUUACAUCACUUCUGUUGAGGGAUGAUUGAAGGUAGACACACACAUACACACACACACACACACACACACAUAGUGAAGUGUGUUGGGGUUAUCAUACUGCCCCCAGCAGGUGAUGGGAAGAACUGUGCCGCCUGUGCUGAUAUCGGUUCUGUUGCUGUAUUAUUGUAUUAUCUUUGGAUGGUAUCUUGUAACCACAUAUCACACAUGUAUUGCCAUUGUACUUUCUGCUGUCAGUGUUUUUUUCCUAGUUUGCACAUAACAGAUUUUAUGGGAUGCUUUAGUGUUGCACUGGGCUCAUUUUAAGAGUCACUGUGGCUGAAUCUAGUCAUAUUUUUUGUUUGUCUCUCCCUCUCUUUCUCACACACACACACACACACACAUUCAUGCUUUUGUGCCUUGUCCUUCAGCUUGACGUCACUCGCCUACAGCUGCUCCAUCGGCAACACACACCUGCCACCUUUGCAUUUUUUUAGUAACACACACACGUCCUCUGGCUGAGAGCCGUGCCUUGUGAGCUGUAUACACACACAUACACUUACAUGAAAUUACACACUCUGCCUUCUGCUUGGGGUACACUUGCCUCCCGCUCUUUAUUUCUUACUGCUUUGUACACUGACAUUGUUUUUUUAAGGCCACUGUAGGCUAAAUGAGAGGAUGUGCUGUGAAUUCAUAUUAGGUCAUUUAUUACCUUUUUCUGAACAUAAACUGAAUGCUUUGGGGGCAUGAACUAUUCAGUGACAGUAGAACAAUGGAUGGUGAAGAUGACAAAGCAUCUAAAGGUUUAGACAUAUCAGUUCAGUGUUUUCUUUUAGUUGUUAGCUAUCAUGGUUUGUUUCCUAAGAUGCUCCUUCCAGCUUCAAAAUUAAUGUGUAAAUUGUUUUUGGAGAUAACAUUUUACCAGGACAUUUUUGGGCUCUCCAGCGGUAGAAUAACACGUUCCUAUCACAUUCACUGACUGAAAUGGGUAUAAAAGUCUUUAUACCCAUUUAUAUGGUCGACCAGGCCAGAAAAUUUUGAUCAGAUAGAUAGGGGGAGCAGGGUGAUCCCUCUAUGCUGUGCCAGCCUAAAUUAGAGUGGAGUUUUUUUCCACCCACAGCACAUGACACAGAUCUGAGUGUGUUCCCUGUAGCAUUUAUAACCGCAAGUAGGUCUUUUCUCCUGUCACUGACCGAAUACACUGAUUUUUUUUUUUUUUUUUUUCCUCCUCCAAAAUUGAUUCUUAUCUCUGAAAAUGUAUGGAGCACCGGUUUUUCAGGUCAAGUUCUGUGCUGUAGCUGUGUAAGGAACAUCAAUCAAAAAUAAAAGAGCUGCGUAGGUUGAGAGCAUUUUGGGAAACAUGGACCUUUUUUUUCCCUUUUUUUCCAGACAGGUGACUGUCAGAUGUCCAGGGAGCAGCAAGUUUUCUCAGGUGAAAUUUGAAUGUGUGAUUCAGUCCUCUGAUAACAUUGAGAGAAGUGUAGCUGAAUUAAGUGGUGAGUUUCUGUUAAGAGUUUAAAAUGAACUGAUUUCCUUUAAAGGUGCAUUUUUUUUUUUUUUUUAAUUUCAGGCCAGACUCCUUAAAACAUCCCUGCACUAAAUCAUCUUUGUUCUACUUUGCUAUCAGUGGAGUCCAGGUUCCCUUUACAUCCAGUACAAUUAUUACACCAUUUUGUCUCAAACUUUAUGUGCUGAGGCUACAUAGCCAACGUAAACAUUAACAGCUGUUUACUUACCUAACAGCACCAAACUGCGUUCCUUUACUUGCCAAGAGUGUAAAGCACUGCCAGUGUUAACUCUUGUUUUGCUUCUAUUACUAUCACUUCUUUUAUUCUACUAAAGAUAGAAUGCUAACCAGCUAGCCCCGGCCUGUCCCGUCUCGUAAUGCCACUUUGCAACAGUGAGUCAAUGUAGUGUCCAGUCUGCCCUCAGUCCAACAUUAGCGGAUGAUGCAGUAGCACUGCCAAGAGGGUGUAUUCUAACAUUUUGUCUUGUAAACGUAAGAAUGGCUGAAGCUCCUGGUAAGUAAACAGCUGUUAAUGCUAACAUAGUGAUAGCAAAAAUGUACAUAUAGCACCUUUAAAUGUAUUUUUUUUGUGUGGGGUAAUUAAACAGAAUGAGUGUGGAAAUGAACACAAUCUUAAAGCACACCUGUUCAGCUAGGAAAAAAAAUGGUUGUUUUUAUGUCAGAGGGAGAAUGUGCCUAUAGCAUCUAAAUCCCUUACAUGAAUCUGCUUUUAAGGGAGUAGAUUGACUUUUUGGGAAAUACAUUGAUUCAAUUUUUUUUGCUAAGAGUAAGAUGAGAAGACUGAUAGCACUCUCAUGGCUGUGUGUUUAAUACUGCAUAAGGCUACAGACAGUUAGCAUAGCUUAGCAUAAAGACUGGAAACAGACGCUAGCCUGGCUCUGUCCAAACGUUACUGCUCCUGGCCAAGAAAUAAUCUGGCACAUACCACAAAUUGUUUUUUUAAACUUUGAUUUUAGUACAGAUUGAAUAACCAAGAUCUGUUAAUCAGUGAGCUGUGGAGGCACUGGUGGAUGGAUUCUGUUACCUUUGGACAGAGUCAGGUUAGCUGAGCUAAGCUAACCUUCUCCUAGCUAUAGCUCCAUAUUUAGCACACAGAUAAGGGAAUGGUAUCAAUGUAAAACUCUACAAGAAAGUGAACAAGCGCAUUUACCAGAAUGUGAAACUAUAUCCUUUAGCUGCAAUGCUGAGGGCCAAUUGGAUAGUUUUUUUUUUUAUUGAUGUUCUUCAGGCUUUAUUACUCUAAAAUAUUAAUCAGAACCUCAUUACUGAGUUCGAGUUAACAUGGAAUCAGAAAAUUGGGUCCAUUUGUGGUUGUCUGGCAUGGCAGAAAAAAAUCAAGGCAGUGUCUCCCAGCUUAAGAAAUAGAAUCUGUGCCAGAAAAAAGGGAAUCACAGCUCUUGUGUCUUGAAAAGUACUUUAAUACCACUCUCAUCCCCUCAGCCUCUGUCUUUCCAUUUUCUACAGUAAAGCUUGGUGGUGUUCUGAGGUAAUAGACAAUAGCUUUCUGCAUCAGGGACAGAAAUUUCCCUGUCUGUUAGAGAAAGAGCUUAAAGGAACAAAUACAUCACGAUCAAAACACUGCUGGUACGGGCUGUUGGCAUUAUCACAUUGCCUGCGACUGUUUCUAGCGUGCUGUGAUGUUUGAGGCUGAGGUGAGAACAGCCACAGGCAGCUCUUUCCUCAUCAGUUCACUAGUCUGCAUUGAGCAGAAACGGCUCUUUAGCAGCAGUCAGUGUGCUACUACAAUGUGCUGCAGACUGCACAUAUCAGCUGUCUCUGUGGACUGUAACGCCAACACGCAUACCUCUGUCAGCUAUUUUGCUAGUCCUCCACAAUAACUAGGACAAAAUACUGGAUUUAGCAAGCAGGAUUAAAAGCUGCUUAGUGAACAGCGAAUUUACAGGUGGCUCAGAUGAAACAAAUACUGUAGGUUAUUUCAAGGAAUCUAGAGAGUUUAUUGUCUCAGUUUGUAUUGGUGAAUUCUUUCCUGGUGUCUGGAUCUGUCAUUAUCUAGUUCUGACUUUAAUGUCUCAUUCUUCAGGAGAACUACCUUUUGGACAAGGCAGUACACGUGUAUUUACUACAUUGUAACAUCUGUAUGAUAUGUGAUCAGACUCUUUGUAUCUUAUG